CAGAGUUUUCAUUUGAAAAUCUGGUCUUCCCAAAAUGGAGGAGAGAACGCUGCUGACAUUGAUGGUCUUUUCCUCACUCAUAGUGUCAGCAGAAACUAUUGCUCAAAAGCAUGCCAUUGAAAUCUACAGCCUCCACGUGGACUGCAAGGUCACGUCACGAUUUGCUCACACCGUCAUCACCAGCAAAAUUGUCAACCGAGCUAAUGAGUCCAGAGAGGCAACUUUUGAAGUGGAGUUACCCAAGACAGCUUUCAUCACCAACUUCUCCAUGUCUAUUGACGGGAAAGUAUACCCAGGAAUAAUAAAGGAGAAAGUUUCUGCUCAGAAGGAAUAUGACACUGCAGUCUCGCGCGGGCAGAGCGCCGGCCUCGUCAAAAUCACGGACAGAAAACUGGAGCAGUUUCACGUGUCCGUCAGCGUUGCGGCCGCCAGCAAAGUCACUUUUGAGCUGAUGUACGAGGAGCUGCUGAAACGGCAGCUGGGCAAGUUCGAGCUGCUGCUCAAGGUCCGGCCGAAGCAGCUGGUUAAGCAUUUCCAGAUUGAUGUGCACAUCUUCGAACCCCAAGGCAUACGCUUCUUGGCGACGGACAGCACGUUCAUGACAAAUGAGUUAACUGAGGCGCUCACAAAAGUGCAGACCGAAACCAAGGCUCGCAUUUCAUUUAAGCCAACUGUAGAUCAACAGAAGAUAAAUCCUGAACUCGACGAAACCCUCCUCAACGGUGAUUUUGUUGUACGCUAUGAUGUUAAAAGAGGUGCCACCGCAGGUGUUAUACAGAUUGUCAAUGGCUAUUUUGUGCAUUACUUUGCACCCCAUGAAAUGCCGGUGUUUCCCAAAAAUGUCAUCUUCGUUAUAGAUCGAAGUGGCUCCAUGGCAGGCAGAAAAAUUGAGCAGACGAGGGAUGCCCUGCUGAAGAUUUUGCAAGACCUCCGUCCAGAAGACCGUUUCAGCUUUAUCACCUUUAACAGCAAAGUGGCGGAGUGGAAGAGCUCUUUGCUGCCAGCCACUGCGGAGCAUGUGGCGAGUGCUACGGGAUUCGUGCAAACUCUUUCUGCUGGUGGAGGCACAGACAUCAACCGUGCCCUGCUGACUGCCGUGAGCGUGCUGGAUAAAGCCGAGAGGCUGCCCGAACGGAGCGUCUCCAUGAUUAUUUUGCUGACAGACGGCCAGCCCACUUCUGGUGAGAGUAAUGUGGAAGUAAUUCAAGAAAACGUUCAGAAAGCAGUCAGUGGGAAAUGCGCUCUGUUCUGCCUCGGCUUCGGGUUUGAUGUCAGUUAUAAUUUCCUGGAGAAGAUGGCCCUAAGCAACGGGGGAAUAGCACGUCGUAUCUAUGAAAACGCUGACGCAGCCUUGCAGCUCCAGGGCUUUUAUCAAGAGGUGGCUACCCCAAUAUUAAUGAAAAUUGAAAUGCAGUAUCCAGAAAAUGCUGUUGAGAGAUUAACUAAGAACAAUUUUGAGCUGUUUUUUGAAGGAUCGGAAAUUGUAGUAUCUGGGAAAAUUAGCAAGGAGCUUGAUCUUUUGCCAGUAGAAAUUAAAGCUCAGUCGCAUGUUGGUGGCUUGACUCUUAAAGAAGAAGCAAACAUCAGAGAGAAGGAGCAAGUAUUUCAAAAUCAAAGUUACAUCUUUGGAAAUUUCAUAGAGAGACUGUGGGCUUACUUAACCAUUCAGCAGCUUCUGGAAAAAUCUGUUUCAGCACAAGAAGAGGAGCAGAAAGCCCUGGAGGCACGAGCCUUAGAGCUGUCCCUGCAGUACAGCUUCGUCACACCCCUCACGUCCAUGGUGGUCACCAAACCCACUGGCCAGCAGCAGAUGGAGCUGGCAAACAAACCCACCGAAGCUGAUAAUGAGAAGACCAGCAGUUUUCCAGUAGGAGCAUCUGUCAAAAAAGUAAGCGCAAGAUACUUUGGAGUGACUUCUGAGGAUGACUUAGAUGCUUACAGGCUGAGGAGUGGAUCACCUCCUGGUCGAUGGCGCGCUGAGCCCCAGUCCGGCAGCAACAAGAAGCUGUUGUCAGUAGUUGCCAGGGUAAGAGACAAAUUGAGAGCACAACCUCUUGCCAACGAAUAUCCACAGCUUCUCUUGCAAUUACCCAAACAAAAUGAAAUAAUCUGUUUAAAUACUGAUGGAAAAGCACAGCCUCCUGUCCACCUGCUGUCAGACCCGGAGCAAGGCCUCACGGUGACAGGGAAACUUGGAGACAGAGUGAAUCACUUUGUGCAGUUUGCAAUUAGCUAUGUGAAUCCCCCCACACAAAUCCAUGUCUCCACGGAUGAGAUCGUCCUAAGCCACAAUAACGGGAGCACUCGGCUGCCAUGGACGGAGUCAGCCACCUCCACCAUCCAGGGGCUGAGAGUCUCAGUUGAGAAGGAAAGGAGCGUUACAGCAUCGUUGUCUGAUGCGGUCACAGUAAAAAUUUCCUUGGUAAAGUUUCCAGAUGAUUUCCUUGGGCUGUAUUUCUUGAACACCGACCGCUUUUCUGACCAAGUCAGCGGAGUGCUGGGUCAGUUUUAUUCAAAAGUGCGAUUUGAGAACAAUUCCAACAUCAAUCAGCGAGCGGACGAAAGACUCCUAAGUGUGUCUGGAUCUGAGCACAAAGUUACCAGGCAAUACAAGAAAGAUUACAGGCUUGAGUCAGCCAGUGAUCCUGUUCCCUGCUGGUCGAUAGAUCUAACUCCCUAGAAAAGAGUAUUCUGGAACAGAAAACUAUGCAAAUGAUGCGCUUCCAAAUGUUUUUGAUACUUUGGCUCAUCAAGAAAACCACACAGUUAAAGCCUUACCUGUUACUAUAUACAAAUACCACAAAUAUUUUACCUUGAAAUAAUUAUAUCCAAGAUGAGUACAUGCUUGCUUGUUUGUUACUUUAAAAUGGUUUAUAAUACUCAAUGUGGUUAUGUCAUUGAAGAUUUGUAUGAAUGAACUGAAUAAAAUUGAUAAUUUCA
Falco peregrinus (peregrine falcon) is the source of this 2940-nucleotide messenger RNA. RefSeq names its product inter-alpha-trypsin inhibitor heavy chain 4 (gene ITIH4). Lineage: Eukaryota; Metazoa; Chordata; Aves; Falconiformes; Falconidae. The coding region runs from base 35 to 2680 and encodes 881 amino acids. Gene Ontology annotation, biological process: hyaluronan metabolic process. Gene Ontology annotation, molecular function: serine-type endopeptidase inhibitor activity. The transcript has 23 exons. The record is from RefSeq and is a predicted model, not a curated record.